Molecule: messenger RNA, 1038 nt
Organism: Ceratina calcarata
Lineage: Eukaryota; Metazoa; Arthropoda; Insecta; Hymenoptera; Apidae
Product: small glutamine-rich tetratricopeptide repeat-containing protein beta-like
Exons: 5
Coding region: 220-957 (245 amino acids)
Molecular function (GO): Hsp90 protein binding
Source: RefSeq, a predicted model, not a curated record
AUGCGCAGUGCGGUAUCACAUGUCAAUGCACGCUGCGCAUGUAAGUACUUACCGGUGAGAAAGACAUGGCAGGUGUUUCGGCUGCUACUUAUUGUUAACUAGUUUUAGUACAUAAAAAAGAUUACUCAUGCUGCCCGAAGUAAAAUGAUAACGAGUACAUUAGAUAAUAAUUUGUGAAGCUUACUUUAAGUAACCGAUCAUCCGGGAUCGCCGUAAAACAUGUCGAACCCACGGGAGGCAGACACAUUAGUACAAAGUCUCAAAGAUCGCGGAAAUGCGUGCGUGAAAGAACAAAAAUAUGAAGAGGCUAUGUUUCAUUACACUCACGCCAUUAAACUAGAUCCACAGAAUUAUUCUUUGUAUAGUAAUCGAUCAUUUGCCUUUUUAAAAAUGCAACAAUACCAUUUUGCAAUGGAAGAUGCGCUAAUGACAAUUCAAUUGAAACCUGAUUGGACCAAGGGAUAUUUUAGAAAGGCUGAAGUAGAAUCACAAACAUUUCACUUCAGUGAUGCGCUUCAGUCUUAUAACAAAGCUUUAUCUUUUCAACCGAACGAACCAACCAUUUUAGAGGCAAUGAACAGAGUUUCUAGAUUAUUAAUUAAGGAUAAACGAGCUGAUCAACAAAUACCUUGGCUCGGUGCUGGAGUUGGCAUUAUACUCGGAGUAAUAGUUGUAAUAGCUGAUUAUGUUUUUACAAAUAAACCUACGUUAACGCAUCCUCUUUUGAUGGCCUUAAUGACAAUGUCUGUAGCGAUGCUAGGUUUUGGCAUUGCAAAGGGUUUCCGUUAUUUUGUAAAAUGUCAAAGAAAAUCACUUUUGGAACCUCCGGUGGAUUUGUUUGGUGAUACCAAAGAAGAGCUUGAGAAUGCUGAAGCUGAAAUAAACAAUGAGAAAGAAAAGCAUCCAAAGUACAGCAAAGCUCAAGCAAGGCAAAGAUUCAAGAAAGGAAAAUCGUAGUGUGUUUUGAUACUAAAGAUUAUAUACAUAUAGACUCAUGUAAAUUAUGAAUCUAAAACUCUUACAUUUGAGCUAUGAAUA